GAAAAUGAAAACACCCAAGGGAAGUACUACGUGUUGCUCCCUGACGGCCGACGUCUCGUGGUCGAGUACUACGUCGACAACACGGGCUAUCACCCCACCAUCGCUUUCGAGGGAGAGGCGCAGUUUCCCUCAGGGCCAUCUCGAGGGUCAGGUCAGGGCUAUGGCCAGGGUGGACCAGGGGCCAGCCAAGGCUUCGGACAGGGAGGCCCCGGGCAAAACAAGGGCUUCGGUCAGGGUUCAGGGUCGAGCCAGGGACAGUCACCUUCACCUUCCUACUUGCCUCCUUCUAAAUAAUCCAUACGACCAAAAGUAACAGGGAUUUCCUUGGAAUACAAGAGGAUACUGGAUCUUUCGAACACUAGUACAACAAAGCCUUAAAUCCCUUGUUUACGUAAUACGAAUGUCAAAUAGUCAUAAUGAUUUAUAUAAAACGUGU
Messenger RNA from Penaeus monodon (black tiger shrimp), 436 nucleotides. RefSeq lists its product as uncharacterized. The transcript is spliced from 2 exons. NCBI's taxonomy places the organism in Eukaryota, Metazoa, Arthropoda, Malacostraca, Decapoda, Penaeidae. The coding region runs from base 5 to 313 and encodes 102 amino acids. The record is from RefSeq and is a predicted model, not a curated record.